Molecule: messenger RNA, 1165 nt
Organism: Lineus longissimus
Lineage: Eukaryota; Metazoa; Nemertea; Pilidiophora; Heteronemertea; Lineidae
Product: calmodulin-A-like
Exons: 5
Coding region: 128-583 (151 amino acids)
Molecular function (GO): calcium ion binding; enzyme regulator activity
Source: RefSeq, a predicted model, not a curated record
UGGCCAAUGCACCACCGAUGCCUCGUUUUCGUUCGAUCUUGGCUGGUUGGUUGUUUUGCUUUCCGAGUUCAUUCCUGUCCUAACAACGGUAACAGAAACCAACACUUCUAAUCCCACACAGAACAUAAUGUCUGGCGAAGACCAACUCAACGAGGAACAGAUCUCUGAGUUUAAGGAGGCUUUCUCCUUAUUCGACAAGGACGGCGAUGGCACCAUCACCACGAAAGAGUUGGGUACCGUCAUGAGAUCUCUUGGUCAGAAUCCCACUGAAGCCGAGCUGCAGGACAUGAUCAAUGAGGUCGACGCUGAUGGAAACGGAACGAUAGACUUCCCAGAAUUCCUCACCAUGAUGGCUCGCAAGAUGAAGGAUAACGACACAGAUGAAGAGCUUCGCGAGGCAUUCCGAGUGUUUGACAAGGACGGCAAUGGUUUCAUCAGCGCGGCCGAGUUACGGCACGUCAUGACCAACCUCGGCGAGAAACUGACUGAUGAGGAAGUGGAUGAGAUGAUCAGGGAGGCUGACAUUGAUGGAGAUGGACAAGUCAAUUAUGAAGAAUUCGUCAAGAUGAUGACGUCUAAGUAAGCAGCUUUCCAUUCCAUAGUCGGCUACCUUAUUCCACUGAAGCUAACAGAAUAUAUCCAGCUAACAGUUUGUCCCAAUGACGAAAGAAACAUCAUACUGACUUGGGAACUCCACAUUAUCGAUAUUGCCAAUCCCAACUUAACAUUCUAGUGCAAGUAGAGUUAGCAACAUAUUUCAGAACUACUUUUCGUUGCCUUCUGAGGUCCUCGUUAGAAUCAGAUAAAGGAGUACAAGGUCUGUAAUGUCAGUGUCAGUGUUAAGCAUUGAGCUUCUCGCUGACUCAGCACAUUUUCCAUAGGUCACAUUGUGAUGGAGUGUGCUGUUCUCUUAUCCUUCUUGCACUGGCAAUUCGGAUUACUAUGGACAUUAGAGAACUAGAAUACACAGCAGGACCAAGUACAGUCAAGCAAAGUGAUACAAUACUUUGAUCAGAUGUCGCAUCUUUAUUAUUCUUAAUACAAAUCAACAUCGUGUGAAAUUUCAUGUUUUUUUUGUAAGUCUGUAAAUAUCACCGUACCAUUGUUACCGUUGUCAUUUACAUUAAAUGUGACUACAUUGCAUAUCAAUGUAUCUUUAAAACAA